Messenger RNA from Knipowitschia caucasica, 570 nucleotides. The record is from the annotation of a GenBank genome assembly. Lineage: Eukaryota; Metazoa; Chordata; Actinopteri; Gobiiformes; Gobiidae.
AUGGUCGCUGUGUCUCCACCGCGGGUCCUCUCCUGCGGACUCGCUGCAGCUCGUCUCCCCGUGGCCGCUGCUGCUCGCGGCCAGGCUCCGCGCACCCUGCCGCUUCCAUACCGGGAACGGGACUUCUGUCUGCCUGCCGUUGUCUGCUGCCUCUGUCCACCCUUCUCCCUGCCUCCACUCACGGCAUGCUUCAACGGCCUCACUUCAACGCUUCAUCGCAGCACACGUCGGCGGCCGCACACUUCAACGCCCACACGCUUCGCCGACGCCACUUCGGUGGCCGCACGCUUCGCCGACGCCACUUCGGUGGCCGCACGUUUCGACGACGCCACUUCGGUGGCCGCACGCUUCGACGACGCUUCGACGACUCCACGCUUCGACUCCUCCUCCACGCUUCGACUCCACGCUUCGACUCCUCCUCCACGCUUCGACUCCUCCUCCACGCUUCGACUCCUCCUCCACGCUUCGACUCCUCCUCCACGCAUCGACUCCGGCGCACGCAUCGACGAAGGCGCACGCAUCGACGAAGGCGCACGCAUCGACGACGCGCCCGGGCAUUACGCCACUUGA